AUGAAGGCCAAAGACUUUCUAAUUGACCCUCAGAACCACCGGAUAGUUACAACAAAGCCCACCCAACGGCCCGCGCGGAAAGUUUUCAACAGCACCAAAUCGAUGGUGUAA
Phytophthora nicotianae INRA-310 is the source of this 111-nucleotide messenger RNA. RefSeq lists its product as hypothetical. The record is from RefSeq and is a predicted model, not a curated record. The coding region runs from base 1 to 111 and encodes 36 amino acids. The transcript has a single exon. NCBI's taxonomy places the organism in Eukaryota, Oomycota, Peronosporomycetes, Peronosporales, Peronosporaceae.